CUAGGAACUCUUUACCUUUUUUUAAACAAACAAAAACAAGUCAAAACUAUUCUGGCUAAAUUAGUAAUUUUUGAAACUUUAAUGAGGUUUAAUUUAAUUAAACCGUUAUUUAAUGUUAGGACAGGAGUAUCUAAGUGUUCUGUGGCUAAGACAUUCUUGUAUUUACAGAUUGUAUCAUUUAUGAUCCGGCCUGUUCUAUCCGCAAUGGGCAUUCACUAUAAAUGUCGUUCCCCAAUAUAUCCUCGGUCAAAUGUUGAAAGAUUUCCUGUACCUGAUGAAAAAGUGCCAUGGUCUUCUGAAUUUAAGGAAUAUAAACCAUCUAAUUAUACUUCACCUACUAUUGAAGGCAAACCGUGGGCAGAUAGGGAAAUAGGUAACCCUGCCUUCACACCAAAAUGGAAUGAUAUAGAUGGAAAUGUCAAUAGAAAAAGUUAUAUGGGUAUAUAUCAGAUUAAGGACAGCUUUCCACUAAAUCCAGUAGGCAGGACUGGUAUCUGUGGUAGAGGAGUGCUUGGCCGUUGGGGACCUAACCAUGCCGCUGAUCCUGUCGUCACUCGGUGGAAAAAAUUAGAUAACAAAGAGUCUGUUCUACAAUUUAUAGCAAUCAAAAGAAGAGACACAGGAGAGUGGGCACUUCCGGGAGGAAUGGUGGACCCUGGGGAGAAAGUUGCAGCCACUGCCAUCAGGGAAUUCCAAGAAGAAGCCAUGAAUUCAUUUGAGGCAACUGAAGAUGAAAAAGACCAAUGGAAAGAGAAAUUCCACAAUUUCUUCAGUGAUGGCAUUGAAAUUUACAGUGGAUAUGUAGAUGAUCCUCGAAACACUGACAAUGCUUGGAUGGAAACAGUGGCCUAUAACUUCCAUGAUGAAACAGGUUUAAUAGUAGGAGCAUUCAAUCUUAAAGCUGGCGAUGACGCUGUCGGUGUACGAUGGGUGGACAUUACAGCUGAUUUAAACCUCUAUGCAAGCCAUAAAGACAUAGUCAAUGCAGUACUUAAAAAACAUACAGAAAAAUAAGUGAAUUGUAAUAUAGAGUGUGACUUGAUAUUGUGAAAUGCUUUAUGAAAAUAAAAAACGUAUUUAUGAUA
Messenger RNA from Maniola jurtina (meadow brown), 1085 nucleotides. Its product is annotated as ADP-ribose pyrophosphatase, mitochondrial. The coding region runs from base 82 to 1014 and encodes 310 amino acids. The transcript is spliced from 4 exons. Gene Ontology annotation, molecular function: ADP-ribose diphosphatase activity. NCBI's taxonomy places the organism in Eukaryota, Metazoa, Arthropoda, Insecta, Lepidoptera, Nymphalidae. The record is from RefSeq and is a predicted model, not a curated record.